Molecule: messenger RNA, 1292 nt
Organism: Melanotaenia boesemani (Boeseman's rainbowfish)
Lineage: Eukaryota; Metazoa; Chordata; Actinopteri; Atheriniformes; Melanotaeniidae
Gene: zp3f.2
Product: zona pellucida glycoprotein 3f, tandem duplicate 2
Exons: 10
Coding region: 44-1057 (337 amino acids)
Biological process (GO): egg coat formation; binding of sperm to zona pellucida; positive regulation of acrosome reaction
Cellular component (GO): extracellular matrix
Molecular function (GO): acrosin binding
Source: RefSeq, a predicted model, not a curated record
GUAUAAAGUGCAUCAUUUUCAAACUACUUCGUAUCAUUUAGUCAUGGUGUCUCAUCUUUAUUUAGGUGUGGUAUUCUUGGCUGCUUGUGCAACAGCUGUUGCUGAUCCAGAUCUUAAAUUAAUCUGUGGGAAAGACUCUGUGACAAUCACGUGGAGGGUUGGUUCCCAAUUCACACCAUAUGCAGCUCGACUUCUUCUUGGAACCUGUAUGCCUUCUAAGUGGAAAAUUCUACCUACAGGAGAGGGGGAAGCAUUGUUCAACUACAAGUUUUCUGAGUGCAAGUUUAAAAAAAUGAUAAAAGGGAAACGUGUAGUGUAUCAAAAUGAGCUGCGCUUCCAGCCACAUGAAAAGUCAAAACCUGCCCUCUUCAGAUAUCCCAUUGAAUGUGUAUAUGAAAGACCUGAAGGGUGGGUUCCCCCAUUCCUGAACCCUGGAAUGGGUGUUUCUCAGGGUCAAAGUAAGCUGGUCUUCCAUAUGGCGCUCCUUAAUGACCAAUUAACAGGUGUGGCAAAAACUAAUGUGAUCCCACUGGGGUCAUUCAUGCCAAUAUGGGCAGCAGUGGAACAGAAGUCCCACCAGCCGCUACUCCUGCUCAUGGAGGAAUGUGUUGCAGCCACCACACCAGAGCUGCACCCUGGCAGCCAGAUUUACCCCAUCAUUGGCAAUAAAGGGUGUCUUUUGGAAAGCAAAAGGGGAACGUCUUUUUUCCUUCCUCGGUACCACUCGUCGGCCCUCAUCCUCUACCUCCAGUCCUUCAAGUUUGGUCUUGGAGGCGAGGUUUACAUCCACUGUAAUCUGGUUGUAUGGGAUCAUGGUUCCCUUGAUGAAAGCAAGAAAGCCUGCCAUGUCAGGGAACACGGGAGAUGGGAGCUAUUGGAUGACCACUCUCAGAGCUUCCUUUGUCAAUGCUGUGACUCAAGCUGUGGGUCUCGGUCUAAAAGAUCAGUUGAACUAGAAUCCAAUGGCCCAAAGUACAAUUCUGUAUUGGGUCCCAUUAUAAUCCAAGACCAACUGGACUCUGGCAACAACACAUUUUCGUGGCCUUACUCCAGCUGAUCCGGAAAGGAUUACUGUGGAAGAAUCAUGGAUGGCAACAGGACACUGCUAAAUUCCAUGACUUAAAGACAUUGACUGUAAAAGACUGCGUUUGUUCAAUGGAACUUGCAGCAUCCUCGCAUUCAGGAGGACAUUGUGUAAACUAUUGGAAGUGAUCAAGGAGUUCUGAUUGGAAGCAAAAAUGUGGUAUGCUUCCCCACAUACAAAGUAAUAAAAUGCCGCUCGGAUACCUACA